Castor canadensis (American beaver) is the source of this 1159-nucleotide messenger RNA. RefSeq names its product epoxide hydrolase 3 (gene Ephx3). The record is from RefSeq and is a predicted model, not a curated record. Lineage: Eukaryota; Metazoa; Chordata; Mammalia; Rodentia; Castoridae. Gene Ontology annotation, molecular function: catalytic activity.
GACCACAGCGCUGUCAUUGUCCCGGAACGCCGAGGCGACAUGCCCGAGUUGGUGGUGACUGCGCUGCUGGCGCCAUCGCGCCUCACGCUGAAGUUGCUGCGCGCCUUCAUGUGGAGCUUCGUGUACUGCGCCGCGGGGCUGACCGCGGCCGUCUAUGGCUGCAUCGCGCUCACCAAUGUGCUGUGCCGGCCUCGGCGGGGCUGCUGCGGGCAGCCCCGGUGCGCGGCUCCCGCCUGCCUAAAAGACCCCACGCUGGGCGAGCACGACUUCUUGAGCCUCAGGAGUUCCGGCCUGCGUCUGCACAGUGUCUCUGCUGGUCGUGGCAAUGGGCCUCUCAUGCUGUUCCUGCAUGGCUUCCCUGAGAACUGGUUCUCCUGGCGCUACCAGCUGCGGGAGUUCCAGACCCGUUUCCAUGUUGUCGCUGUGGAUCUGCGUGGCUAUGGCCCCUCCGAUGCUCCAAAGGAUGUGGACUGCUACACCACUGACCUGUUGAUGGCCGACAUCCAGGAUAUCAUCCUGGGCUUGGGUUAUUCCAAGUGCAUCCUUGUGGGCCACGACUGGGGCGCCGUCCUCGCCUGGAAUUUCUCCAUCUACUUUCCAUCUCUGGUUGAGCGGAUGGUUGUGGUCAGCGGUCCCCCCAUGUCUGUGUACCAAGACUACUCAAUUCGCCACAUCGGACAGUUCUUCCGCUCGAACUACAUGUUCCUGUUCCAGCUUCCCUGGCUGCCGGAGAAGCUGCUGUCCAUGUCUGACUUCCAGAUCCUGAAGACCACUCUCACGCAUCGCAAGAGGGGCAUCCCACACCUGACCCCUGAUGAGCUUGAGGCUUUCCUUUAUGACUUCUCACAGCCCAGGGGCCUCUCCGGGCCCAUCAACUACUAUCGGAACAUCUUCAGGAACUUUCCCCUGGAGCCCCAGGAGCUGGCCACACCCACGUUGCUGUUAUGGGGGGAGAAGGACCCCUACUUCGAGCUAGGGCUGGUGAGAGCCAUCGGCAGCCGCUUUGUGCCAGGCCGACUGGAGACCCACAUCCUGCCUGAUGCAGGGCACUGGAUCCCACAGACUCACCCCAAGGAGAUGCACCAGUACAUGUGGGCUUUCUUGCAGGACCUGCUUGACUAGUGGUCCUGGCUUUCCUGCCUACACAGGUGCACGGAUA